This is a messenger RNA of Octodon degus (degu), 507 nucleotides long. It is a transcript of the gene Tcl1a, whose product is annotated as T cell leukemia/lymphoma 1A. Gene Ontology annotation, molecular function: protein serine/threonine kinase activator activity. The record is from RefSeq and is a predicted model, not a curated record. Gene Ontology annotation, biological process: positive regulation of peptidyl-serine phosphorylation. NCBI's taxonomy places the organism in Eukaryota, Metazoa, Chordata, Mammalia, Rodentia, Octodontidae. Bases 1 to 507 code for a protein of 168 amino acids. The transcript is spliced from 4 exons.
AUGGCCCAGUCUACGAUCUUCAACAGGCAGGUAAAGCACAUAACGGAGCACCCCAGUCGUCUCUGGAUAUGGGACAAGGCCACGUUCAUGGAUGAGCAGCGGCGCACCUGGCUGCCUGUGAUCCUCAAGUCAGAGACCAACAUGCAGGUGCUCCUGCGACAGCAGACAGUCCCUGUGGGGGACCCCAAGAGCCCUACCCAGCUCGGCCCAUCCCUGCUGCCCCUGAUGUGGCAGCACUACCCCUCUGAGAAAAGAUACCAAGACAGCAACUUCGCCUCCUGGCACGUAAUGUACCAUAUCAAGUUCUGUGACAUGGAAGACAUCCUUCUGGAAAAGGUGGCAGACCAGGAAAAGGUAGACGACCAGAAGGUGCCAGACCCCAAGAAGGUGUCAGACCCUGAGAAGGUGCCGGAACAGGAGGUCUUGCAGUUCCACUCUGCUGGCCCUGGGCCUGCAGUGCACGCCUGUGCUGUGUUCAUCUUACUGACUGUUCCUGUGUGUGAGUGA